This is a messenger RNA of Emiliania huxleyi CCMP1516, 1785 nucleotides long. RefSeq lists its product as hypothetical. Bases 1 to 1785 code for a protein of 594 amino acids. The record is from RefSeq and is a predicted model, not a curated record. Lineage: Eukaryota; Haptophyta; Isochrysidales; Noelaerhabdaceae. Gene Ontology annotation, molecular function: calcium ion binding; hydrolase activity. Gene Ontology annotation, biological process: nucleotide catabolic process. The transcript is spliced from 4 exons.
AUGGCCGUCUCCGGCUCAAACGAUCGCCACAGCGCGAUGAACUCUCCGCCACCGGAGGCAUGCGGCGCCUUCCUCCGCGUCGUAUCCAUCAACGACGUGUACAAACUCGACAACUACCCUCGCGUCGCAACGGCAGUGGCCGCUGCAAGGGCCUCCGUCGCGGUGCGCGGCGGUGUCGCCCUGGCCUGCCUGAAUGGCGACUUUCUGUCGCCGUGCACCGUGACCGCGCUAGACGGCGGCAAGGCGAUGGCUGACGCGCUAAAUUACGCUCUUAUUGACUACGCAUGCUUGGGUAACAAGGAGUUUGACCUUCCUCUCCCCAGCCUCGUGCGGAGCCUGGCUCGCUUCACGCAUGGGAAGGUGCUCAACCAGGAGCUAGCCGCGCUGCCACGAUUCGACUGCGUCAGAGUCGGCGAGCGCACCGCCGUGCUCGCCGUCCUGUUGACGCCCGACCGUACAAAGUACCGUCCCACGGGAUAUCCCCACGCAAUGCCGAUGGCCGAGGCGUGCAACGUGGUGUGGAGGGAGGCCAAGGCGGCACUCGGCGCGAGCGGCGACCUUUUCCUGCCCAUGACCCACCAGCCAAUCAAGGAUGACUGCGCGCUCGCUGCUUGCCUCGCCGAGCACCCAGAGUUGGGCGUGCGCACACCCAUUCUGCUGGGCGGGCACGACCACGAGGUGGAUGUGCGCGAGGCGGGUGGCGCGCUCAUCGUCAAGGCCGGCUGCGACGCGGCGAGCAUCGCCGUCGUGGACGUCUACUGGACCGCCUCGGGCGAGCAGAAGAGAGCGUGCAAGGUGAUCGCGGCCAAGGAAUUUGCGGAGGAGGCAUCGGCGGCCACGUUUGUGCGCAGGUGGCAGGCAUUCGUGCAGGAGAGCAUGGAGGUGCCCCUCGCGCCGCUGCGAGCCCCCCUCUCGUCCAAGCGCGUCCGAUUCGAGAGCGCAGGCCAGGUUGGCUCCUUUCUCUGCGACCUUCUCAAGGCGGCGCUGCGCUCGGAGGGCAGUCAGGUGCAGCUCGUGAUCCUGCACGCUGCAGCCCUCAUGGGCCGCGCCGACUACGCCGCUGGCCAAUUCACACUCGCCAACCUCUACGCGGAGCUCGCGAUCGAUACGCCACUGGUGGUCACCAAAGUGAGCGGCGAUGCGCUGCGGCGGGCCGUCUCGCAGACACGGCUCGAACAGAGGGCGUCGCAGCGGCCGUCGCGCAACCUCCUCCACCACGACUCAUCCGCAUGUUUCGCGGACGACACGGGCGGGCCCGGAAGCAUCGAUAGAGCUCCGCUCCUCCCAGACGCGACCUACUCGCUUGCACUGCCGCGCUUGCUUCUCGACACGGGCCUGCUCACGCUGCCAGCCGGCACCGAAGGGCGCAUCCCCCCGCUCCUCUCUUUUUUUGCGGCCGCAAGGCUGCCUCUACCCGAGGAGGAGGCCUGCAUGCUCGCAAAGCAACUGGUUGUGCGGCUGUGCAUGCGGCGCGCCUGGCUGGCUCUGCUGCGCUCUUGCUCUCGCAGCCUCAAUGACGGCAUCUGGGACGACGAUGGCGACGGCCACCUCUCGCGCCAAGAAGUGGAGAGGGGGCUUGGGCGUGCAGUCGCGCAUAUCGACACCGAUGCCAAUGGCUUUUUGGAGCUCGAGGAACUCCUGGCAGCGUUAGGGGACACAGCGAGCAAGGGGCUGGCGCGACUCAUGAUUCAGACCCUUGACCGCAAUCGCGACGGUCGCGUGUCGCUGGAGGAGUUGCUGUCACUCGCCGAUGUCUUCGUCAGAUUUGAGGGGUUUGUGUCCUAA